Molecule: messenger RNA, 1923 nt
Organism: Arabis nemorensis
Lineage: Eukaryota; Viridiplantae; Streptophyta; Magnoliopsida; Brassicales; Brassicaceae
Source: the annotation of a GenBank genome assembly
AUGAGGAGAUUUUAUGGAGGGCUACUUGUUGCAUCAAUGUUUAUGUUCUUGACAGUGUACAGAUACGUCGACUUGAAACCUCCUGUUGAAAAGACUUACAUCACUGCUUCUCCUGUCACUCCUAACGCCACUCUUCCUCUCGAAUGGCUGCGGAUUACCAUCCCUGACUUCAUGAAAGAAGCCAGGAACACUCAAGAGGCGAUAUCCGGUGAUGAUAUCGCUAUUGUCUCGGGUCUAUUUGUUGAGCGGAACGUCUCCAAAGAAGAGAGAGAGCCUUUGCUUACCUGGAACCGACUAGGAAGCCUGGUUGAUAAUGCACAGAGCUUAGCAAAUGGAGUGGAUGCUAUUAAGGAAGCUGGCAUUGUUUGGGAGAGCCUUUUGUCAGCGGUUGAAGCUAAGAAACUAGUUGAUGUUAACGAAAAUCAAACGAGGAAAGGAAAAGAGGAGCUGUGUCCUCAGUUCCUUAGCAAAAUGAAUGCUACUGAAGCUGAUGGAAGUAGUCUAAAGUUGAAAAUCCCUUGCGGUCUGACUCAGGGUUCCUCCAUCACGGUUAUUGGCAUUCCGGAUGGUCUUGUUGGUGACUUCCGGAUUGAUCUAACAGGACAACCGCUUCCAGGGGAGCCUGAUCCGCCCAUUAUUGUACAUUACAAUGUCAGGCUUCUUGGUGACAAGUCAACUGAGGAUCCUGUCAUUGUUCAAAACAGCUGGACGGCGUCACGUGAUUGGGGCGCUGAGGAACGCUGUCCAAACCUUGAUCCUGAUAUGAAUAAGAAAGUGGAUGACUUGGAUCAAUGCGACAAGGUGGUGGGUAGAGAAGUAAACCGAACUUCUUCCACUAGCUUGCAAUCCAACACUUCAAGGGGGGUUCCAGUAACCAGGGAAGCAUCUAAACAUGAAAGAUACUUUCCUUUUAAGCAGGGUUUCUUAUCGGUCGCCACACUCAGGGUGGGAACUGAAGGAAUUCAGAUGACAGUUGAUGGGAAACAUAUAACCUCAUUUGCUUUCCGCGAUACACUGGAGCCAUGGCUUGUUAGUGAAGUACGGAUUACAGGUGACUUGAAGUUAAUAUCCAUUAUUGCCAGCGGUUUACCCACAUCAGAAGAAUCAGAGCAAGUUGUUGAUCUAGAGGCACUGAAAGCACCUCCACUUUCACCAUUAAGGCCACUAGAUCUUGUUAUUGGCGUUUUCUCCACGGCAAACAAUUUUAAAAGACGGAUGGCUGUGAGAAGAACAUGGAUGCAAUAUGAUGAUGUAAGAUCUGGAAGAGUUGCAGUACGCUUUUUUGUUGGCCUUCACAAAAGUCCUAUUGUUAACCUGGAACUCUGGAAUGAGGCUCGGACUUACGGUGAUGUCCAGCUAAUGCCCUUUGUUGAUUACUACAGUCUCAUAAGUUGGAAAACACUAGCUAACUGCAUCUUUGGGACAGAAGUGGACUCGGCCAAGUUUAUCAUGAAAACGGAUGACGAUGCCUUUGUUCGUGUUGAUGAAGUACUACUUUCUUUAUCGAUGGUCAACAACACUCACGGGUUAAUAUAUGGACUGAUCAAUUCCGACUCUCAACCAAUUCGAAACCCUGAAAGCAAAUGGUACAUCAGUUAUGAGGAAUGGCCAGAAGAGAAAUAUCCUCCAUGGGCGCAUGGUCCAGGCUACAUUGUGUCUAGGGACAUAGCAGAAUCGGUUGGUAAGCUUUUCAAAGAAGGAAACUUAAAGAUGUUUAAGCUAGAAGACGUGGCGAUGGGGAUAUGGAUCGCUUACCUGACGAAACAGGGGCUUGAGCCUCAUUACGAGAACGAUGGAAGGAUCAUUAGUGAUGGAUGCAAGGACGGUUUUGUGGUUGCUCAUUACCAAAGUCCCGCCGAAAUGACUUGCCUCUGGCGUAAAUACCAAGAAACCAAACGCUCUCUUUGCUGCCGCGGUUGGUAA